Molecule: messenger RNA, 240 nt
Organism: Angiostrongylus costaricensis
Lineage: Eukaryota; Metazoa; Nematoda; Chromadorea; Rhabditida; Metastrongylidae
Source: the annotation of a GenBank genome assembly
AUGCUCAAAAAGGCUGUGAUUCCGUUCGUUCGUUCCGUCCGCAACUGUCAUCCUGCUCCAGUGAAGUUUACUGGACAGACGCCGACUAGCUUCAUCCACGAUGGUUGGGCGAACGCACGAACUCCAUUCGACGUCUCCAACAAAUGGCUGUUUGGAAUCAAAGCAAUCAUCUUCCUGGCGUCAGGUUUCUGGGCGCCAUUCAUCGUUGUCGAGUAUCAGCUGAGGAAAGCAAACCAGUAG